UUCCUAGUCGACCACCACACUGCUUCGGCAGUUAUUCUGAACGGCAGUCGCAUACUCACCACCCACACACCCAUAUACAUACAUACAUACAUACUUGGAUGUUUGCUAUGUGAAACUGAAAAUUAAGUUUGUCGAUUCGGAUAAUUGAAACACCGCAAUUGUGGGCGUUUCACUUCACUUUCUUCGGUGCGUAAAUGAAGUGUAAAGUCGAACGCACAAUAGAUUUGUCAUUCGCCGCGAACAGCCGUGAAAUUACGCUUUCAGUAGUGCAAAAUUUUUUAAGUGAAAUAUUUUCAUAGACUAAAUACUAUUUUAGUUGGUAAAAAAUGCUUAAACAUUACUUAAUAAUUGUCAUUUUUGGCGCUAACUUGUGCUCAUACUGGGGCAUUAUGGCGCAGACGCUGAAAGUAUUUCGACCAGCAGUACCGCCACCGCCACGCUGGGGUGCCAACAUGCAAAUGCUGCGGCGUCACAACAAUGCUGCUUUUGAAUUUUGGACUGAGGAUAGUGACACAAAUCUCUGGGAGCACUGCGGUCUAUUCGAGGGCGAUAUUAUGCUACACCGCGAUUGGUUGCGAAACGGUUUAUUACGCGAGAAGUUUACCUGGCCAGAUGCGACUGUGCCAUUCUAUAUUGAUAGUAAUGACUUUAGUGAGUAUAUUG
Molecule: messenger RNA, 663 nt
Organism: Rhagoletis zephyria (snowberry fruit fly)
Lineage: Eukaryota; Metazoa; Arthropoda; Insecta; Diptera; Tephritidae
Biological process (GO): proteolysis
Molecular function (GO): metalloendopeptidase activity
Source: RefSeq, a predicted model, not a curated record